Neocloeon triangulifer is the source of this 2437-nucleotide messenger RNA. RefSeq names its product E3 ubiquitin-protein ligase Topors-like. The transcript has 5 exons. NCBI's taxonomy places the organism in Eukaryota, Metazoa, Arthropoda, Insecta, Ephemeroptera, Baetidae. The coding region runs from base 298 to 2247 and encodes 649 amino acids. The record is from RefSeq and is a predicted model, not a curated record. Gene Ontology annotation, biological process: protein monoubiquitination; protein polyubiquitination. Gene Ontology annotation, molecular function: ubiquitin protein ligase activity.
UUGGUUGGCAGCAUUGGUUCGUUAAAAUGGCCUACGUUUACCAUCAGUGAGCGUAGCAGAGAAAAGAAACGGGCCAUUUGUCAAGCUGUUGUGGCAGGCUGGGUUCCCAUUCGCGACCUGUGUUCGACAAUGGCCAUUUCCUGAGCUGUUGACUUAGACUUCGAUAGCAUUCCUGGUCUGCAAACCUCUCGCCUUUCGAUCCGCAAUCUUGAUGGAUUUUUCUCGCCUCAACAACAAGAAGCACUGGACUCUGAAGUUUCCCAGGCCUUCGAGACGCUAAGCUGAAAAUCAAUCGAAAUGGAGUGUCCGCCGACGCCACCGUUGUUGCCAGCGGAAAGAAUUCCAACCCCUGAAGAGAAGGUGACCAAAGGGGAAGAUCUUUACGCACCAAGGAGUGGCUCACCAGAACCCAACUGCACCAUUUGCCUCGGACCCUUAACAAACAGGUCAAACACUGACAUUUGCGCCCACAAGUUCUGCUUCGAGUGCAUCCACACGUGGUCCAAAGUCAAGUCGGAAUGUCCACUGUGCAAGCAGAAGUUCUCAAUGAUCUACCACGGGUACAAAGAGGAUGGCAGCCACAAGGUAUUCACGGUGCCGCGACCAGCGCCGGACCCGAGCGUGGACUCGGAGUUGCAUGGCAACUACUUCAUGGUGGUCAACAUGCCAAAUCUGCCCGAAAUGCCGAUCAUGCCGAUGCCGUUCAUGCGACGCAACCUGAACCGCCACCGUCUACCUCACCUGCCAUCCAUGUAUGCUCGUCUCCGUCGCGCCAUUCCCCGGCCGACCGCGCUCUCGGUCACCCCCGAGGAGUCGCUUCCCCUGGCCAUGCGAACCAGAUCUCACUCAAGACUCGUCAACUCCUAUCAGUACCGGCCCGUCUCCAACCCCAGUGAAAUUCCAAGCCCCAUGGGCAUCGACCGGCGCUGCCAGAUUUACGCCCUCAACCAAUGGGCUCUGCCUUUGCCAGACAUCACGGGACGCACCAGAGAGAGCUCCCUUGCAUUUUUCCUAGAAAACCCAGCGUUGACACAUCGACUUACCUCAUGGAUUCUUCGUGAUCUGUCAGUGCUGCUGUCAGAGCCACACAUUGCCCAAGCCUCGCAUCGCAUCAGUGAGAUGCUGUUGCAGCAUGACCUGACCAGCCGAGAGUUCAGCAAUGAAGUGCGCACCUUCCUCGGUGACCGCACGCGCCACUUCAUGCACGAAUUGAUCAGUUUCGCCCGUUCUCCCUACGACAUGAUGGCCUACGACCGGUACGUCUCCUACGGCAACUGGCACCCCAACUUCCACAGCUAUGCCCUGCAGCCCAACGGAGAAAACGACUCGGAAGAUCUUGACGAUGAGGACGUCGUGGAGGUGCCUGUGGACGGCGGCACCGCUCGUCGCUUUGAAUACCCGUCAAUGCGCGAGCGACUGAAUUUCUACCGUCAGCGCGACCCAGACCGUUGGGACCGCAUCUAUGCGCGUCUCCGCUCGAUCCAGGAUUAUUCAACCCGCGCCAAUGAACUGCUGAACUUGCAGAUGCCUUCCGAAUCGAGCGCGUUCACCGCCUUUUCGGCCGCUCCUGCACCUCAGGUUCAAAUACCCCCAUCAGCUGUCGCUGGGCCCUCUGGCCUCUCGGUUCCGUUAACCACUGUGCAGACGCCCAUAGUUCUGGACUCUUCUGACGACGAGGCCCUCCCUGCCUCCGUUGAAACCCCUGCUGAGGGGGAUUUUCUUCCGUCAGACAAUGAAGUCGAAGUGGUUGGAGUGUUCAAACCUCGUCGCAUUCGUACACCCGAGCUGAUUGAAAUAACGUCAGACCAGGAAGAGCUCCCCGAGUUCUUUGAAGCUCCUCUAUACUCGGCCAACACUUUGGAAGUGCAGAGCCAGCCAGAGGAAGAAGUUGAAACCAAGAUUGAGGUCGAAGUCCCACGACCGCCGUCGCCGCCUCCACUGCCCGAAGAGCAACCUGAGGAAAAGAAAAUCAAGAAAUUGAAGCGUCACGCAUCUUCCCCUCGACCCUCCAAGUCGCGGUCUAAGCACAAAAAGCACAGGCGAAGGCACCACAGCACAGUGAGCAGAGACGAAGACGUGAGCAGCUCUGAUGAAUUUGACGCUCUCAUGUACAAACCACCCAAGAUUGAAGUAAACAUGUACAGUUCAAGUGAGGACGAUGAGGAGGCGAUGCCGGCGCGUCUCCGCAGCGUGAUUGUGGCCAGUUCGGACUUUGGUGGUGCCUCCACUUCUCGAUCCUUCCGUUGAAGUAAAAAUGAAUAAAAUGACUGCUACUCUCUCCAAUUAACCUGAAUCGGUUUGCUUGCUUUUGUAUAAAACAUCCAGAAGUGGUAUAAGUUGUGACUCUUUGUUUUCAUGAAUAAUGUGCAUUGUGGUGAAAUUUCUGUGUAAUAAUCAGAGCAUAUUUAAUUAUUAAAAGAGAACUGGGCUUGCGUUA